CCCAUGUCCCCACCCGCUCCAGGGUGACCUGCAGGCCAGCAGGAUGGGGCAAUGCCCCAGGAAUUGGCUGGAGGUUGCUUGCCCACCAAGACCUGACAGUGACUCAUUCCUCCUGCCAGUACCAGUCCAUCCCCUGCACGCUGGCUGAGCACCUUCCUAAAAGCCCUGAGGGAAGGUUUCUGGCAGGUUCCACAGUGGGAUUCCUCUUUGCAAAAGCUGCUUGCCCUCUCCCAGCAGCUCGGAGAACUACACGACGCGGGUUUCUACAGAGUGCCCCGGCCGCAGCCAGGCUGACAGCAGGCUCAUCGCCAUCCUCAGAGCCUCUCCACAUGGUGUGCAGAGCAGAGGGGCCACGCAGCUCCCCACCCCCAGUGCUGCCGGCACACGGCUCGGGCAGCCCUGGCCCGGUUUGUUCGCUUUUACUGAAACCCACAGGCGCAUGGAGGCAAAAGGUUUGGUUUGGGUUUGGGUUUAUUUUUCCAUUAUUGAUCUGGUGCUUUAAGAGGGGGGAAAAAAACUCCUUGGCUGUCUAAACACUAUUGAUCCAUGCUGGGAAGCUGCAUGGACAGGGAAGGGUGUGGAGGAAUUGAAAUUUACUUUCCAACAACUUGUUCUUGUUAUUUUCCCCGUUUUGGACAGGGAGAAACACGGCGCAGCAGCCUCAGUCGAUGUGGUCAAUGGCUCCUCUGAGAGCGCGGUGCAGCUCCGGGGGCAUCUCGGGGAGCAGCAGGCAGGCACAGAGGGACGCAGCGUGUCCCAGGGUGCAGCACCCAGCAUGACACCGCUGCCAGCCCCGCUGGCACCCACCCCUGGCUGCAGGCUCACAGGGUGUCCUGGGGCCGGCAACGGAGACACGGCACAAGGACAGCGGGUAGCACAGAGAAGACGGGGUGCAAGGGCAGGGUGAGGCUGCUGAGGCCCAGCAAUGGCUCGAGGAUGCCACAAGACUCACUGCAUAUGCUGGGUGUGCCAGCAGGGUGGGACAGGGCUUGCUGGAUGCACCAGAACCAGUUGCCUGGCACGUGAUGUCACAGAGGUCUGCUUGUCUCCGUUGCCUCUAGUACCCGUGCGGGGCGUGAGCUGCAGGCAGAGCAGUGUCGUGCUGUGCCAGGGACAGAGCGCGGUCGAGGAGCAGGAUGCAGCAGGAAGGCUGCGGUGAGGAACAUCCUUCCCAGAGAAGGGGUAGGUGCUGCUGGGGGCAAAGGCUGUGGGACAGUGUCCUCCACCAGCUCCUGUGUUGGGCCACGGUCCCGGGAUGCUGGGGCUGCCCUAGGCAGGGCUGGGUGACAUCCAUGGCUGCCCCUCCCUGGGAUCGACGGUUGUCCGAGGACAGCGGGAAACACCUGUCCCAUGUCAUGAUCUCUCCAACAGUGAGAGAGUGGUCGAGAUAUGGCAUAUCCAGGGAAGUUUCUGCACCUCCAAGCCAGCCUGACGGUUCUCGUGGAGGGCUGCCAGGAGUGGAGGAGGCAACACCAGAGUUGAGAAGCUCCAUCCAGCAGUUUCAGCAGGAGACAGAGACUGGGCAGCCCCAGGGUGAAAUGGAAGUGUCAGCGCCGGAGCCACAGCAAGAGGAGCCUCAAGCGUGCCAGGAGAGGCAGCAGCAGCAGCUGGAGCCUGCAGAGGUGCAGGCCCUGAUGAAGGACUUGCAGUUGCACCUGAAUAUCUGCAGGGGCAUAAAAUGUGAACAGUGCGUCCAGCCGCAGAACAAUAAGCACCAGGACAUGCACGCUACUGCUGACGCAAAAGAGGAGCUGCAGAGGAGCCAAGAACAGCUCCAAGCCCUGAGGAAGCAGUUGAGGGCACAGGAGGAAAAGAGCCAGGGCCUGCAGCACAGCCUCACUCAGCUGCAAGAGGAGCACAAAGCCAUCCAGGCCCGGGAGCAGAAAAGUCUGAGGCAGCUCAGCAGAGCCAAGGAGGCCAUUCAAGACCUGCAGAGGGAAGCUGUCUCCAAAAGAAAUUACAUGGCAGAGCUGUUGCAGCAGGUCCACUCCCUCCAGGAGAGCCUGCAGAAGGCGACCAGCCAAGCCCAACACUGGCAGCAGCUAUACCACGACAGCAAGCGAGAUCUGGCUCUACGAGAAGAGGAGCUGCUUAUGUGCAAGGUGGAGAUGGCGUUCCUCCAGGAAGAGCUCAGCAAGGCCACAAGGCAACCAAAUGAGCAUGAAGAACACAAGAUGAGCAUCGCGAGGACACAAGAUGAGCAUCACGAGGACACGAGGAGCAUCACAGUUGUGAGCAGGUUCUACAGGGCAACAUCCUAACACAGGACAAGCCUUACAAGAUUCUGCCGGGCUGCCUCCACCCAACACUCGCCUCCGAGACAAGAAGCUGCACAAAACAAAGCAAGGAUUAGACGGACAACCUUUAAACAAAUAAAAUUCUUUCUCUUCUGUAGCAAAAGUAGUCCCAACCAAAGCCUUCCUGGGCCACAAGCUGGAGAGCACUUCACAGAGUACAGUGAUGAGAGCAGCUGGGCACUCUCCUAAGACUCAGCUGCUCCUGGAGUCUUUAUGCCUCAAAGGAAUGGGCUCUGCCUUCUCAGAGGCCAAAGCGGGCUGGGGUGUGUCGCGGCGUCAGGGGUUCCCCCUGCUCCUUCCGCCCAGGAGUGUAGAUUUUAGUGGAUCUGCCAGGAGAGGACAAGGGUGAUCAGUGGCAUAUACAACCUUUUCUCGCACCACAACACCCAGGGCAAGGCUGGAGCCUCCACACAGCUCCCUGCUACUCCUCUUAAAGUGUCACGGGGAGUCGGGGCCAGUGCCUACCUUCCGGCGUGGGGAGCUGUGUACGGGCACCUGAAUGGGGACCGCUUCCGGCCGAGGAGGGAGUGGCUGGAACGGGGUUGGAGGGGCGGGAUGGGCAGCGGGAGACCCCAGGGCGGGGUGAGUCACACGGAGACCCUCAUGGGGAGGGGAGACCCCCAGAGACCCACACGGGGGAGGAGAGACCCCGACAGAGACCCAUAUAGGGGAAGAGACCCCCACAGCCUGGAGAGACCCACCCAGACACCAGCACCGUGGGGAGAGACCCCCACAGACACCCACACCAGGAGGAGACCCUCACAGACACCCACACGGGGGAAGGAGAGACCCCCCCAGAGACCCACACGGGGGAGGAGAGACCCCGACAGAGACCCAUAUAGGGGAAGAGACCCCCACAGCCUGGAGAGACCCACCCAGACACCAGCACCGUGGGGAGAGACCCCCCCCAGACACCCACACCAGGAGGAGACCCUCACAGACACCCACACGGGGGAAGGAGAGACCCCCACAGAGACCCACACUGGGGGGAGCAGAGAUGCCGAUAGAGACCCAUAUGGGGGGAAGAGAUCCACACAGCGUAGAGAAACUCCCAGAAACACCCACAGACACCCACCCUGGGGGAGGGGAUCCCCACAGACACUGCCACAGAUGUGGGGGGAGCAGAAACGCACAGACGCAUACACAAACUCCCCUACGGACAGGUAGGGAACCCCACAGACAUUCCCAUGGAUCAGUGGGAGAACCUCACAGACACCCCCCGUGGACAAGGAGAGGGAAGAGAACCCCACAG
Molecule: messenger RNA, 3549 nt
Organism: Cuculus canorus (common cuckoo)
Lineage: Eukaryota; Metazoa; Chordata; Aves; Cuculiformes; Cuculidae
Product: zinc finger protein 853-like
Exons: 6
Coding region: 1137-2261 (374 amino acids)
Source: RefSeq, a predicted model, not a curated record